Messenger RNA from Canis lupus familiaris (dog), 441 nucleotides. Its product is annotated as ubiquitin-conjugating enzyme E2 N-like. Bases 1 to 441 code for a protein of 146 amino acids. Lineage: Eukaryota; Metazoa; Chordata; Mammalia; Carnivora; Canidae. The record is from RefSeq and is a predicted model, not a curated record. The transcript has a single exon.
AUGGCCGGGCUGCCCUGCAGGAUUAUCAAGGAAACCCAGCGUUUGCUGGCAGAACCAGUUCCUGGCAUUAAAGCAGAACCAGAUGAGAGCAACGUCCGUUAUUUUCAUGUGGUCAUUGCUGGCCCCCAGGAUUCCCCCUGUGAGGGAGGGACUUUUAAACUUGAACUAUUCCUUCCAGAAGAAUACCCGACGGCAGCCCCUAAAGUACGUUUCAUGACCAAAAUUUAUCAUCCUAAUGUAGACAAGUUGGGAAGAAUAUGUUUAGAUAUUUUGAAAGAUAAGUGGUCCCCAGCACUGCAGAUCCACACAGUUCUGCUAUCGAUCCAGGCUUUGUUAAGUGCUCCCAAUCCAGAUGAUCCGUUAGCAAAUGAUGUAACAGAGCAGUGGAAGACCAGCGAAGCUCAAGCCAUAGAAACAGCUAGAGCAUGGACUAGGCUAUAA